Molecule: messenger RNA, 1606 nt
Organism: Andrographis paniculata
Lineage: Eukaryota; Viridiplantae; Streptophyta; Magnoliopsida; Lamiales; Acanthaceae
Product: stemmadenine O-acetyltransferase-like
Exons: 1
Coding region: 66-1415 (449 amino acids)
Source: RefSeq, a predicted model, not a curated record
AGCCACUACAUAAAUAGAAGCAGGAGGCUGUUAGUUUCAGACAAGAAUUAGUUAAGGAUAAAACAAUGGUGAGUGACAGUGUAUCAUCCCCUAAUGUGGUAAUGAUCUCUCCGUCUUCUCCGACUCCUCCACACCUCAGAAACCUCCAGCUUUCCUUCCUCGACCAGCUCUCCCCGCCGAUGUACAUCCACAUCAUUCUCCACUUCGAUUCCUCCCACUCCCAGAUUAAGAUUAACGACGACAACCUCCGACGAUCCCUGUCCGAAGCUUUAGCUGUGUACUAUCCACUCGCCGGCAGACUCCGCGACGGCCUCUCUUCCGUCGACUGCAACGACGCCGGCGCCGAGUACGUCGAAGCUCACUUCCCCGCCUCAAGAAUUUCCGAUGUUAUUCAAACUGCACACCCGGAAGACCUCAGACAGUACGUCCCGGCGGCGCCGUCAGGCGGCGCCGACAUCCCCCUGGCAGUCCAGGUCAGCUUCUUCGCCGGCGGCGGCUUAGCAAUCGGCGUCUGCCUCUCGCAUAGAAUCGCCGACGCCACGUCGAUGGUCAUGUUUAUCAGCACGUGGGCUGCAGCCUGUCGGGCCGACGCCGGCGCGGUUGCGGCCGCUCAGCCCAGCUUCAGCUCCGCCUCCCGUUUCCCGCCGGCGGACUUUUCCAGAUUCUUCCCCUCCGUUGCAGCGCCGCCUCCACCGCCGCCGGCGGAAAAGAUCAUCACGAGGAGAUUUGUUUUCAAUAAAUGGAAAGUCUCGGCCCUGAGACAGGCUGCUUCCGGGCCGCUGAUGGCGUCGCCGGCGACCAGGGUGGAAGCCGUCUCCGCCUUCCUCUGGCGGCACUUCAUAGAAUCGGCGGUGACGUCAAAAGACAAAAAACAGGCGUUCGCUGCCACGCACGCCGUCGACAUACGGCGGCGGGCGAGUCCUCCUCUGCCACGUCACUACUUCGGAAACGCCUGCGCGAGGGCAAUGGCGGUGACCGAGUCGCCGGCGAGUGAGUUCGGCGGUUACUACGAGUUAGUUCUGAAGCUAAGGGAGACAAUAAGUAAGGCUGAUUCGAGGUAUGUCGGAAGGCUGGAAAACGGAGACGAGUUUCUGACAUACUAUUCUGAGAACGAGGAGAAUGAUCCGACAUUUAGGGAUGGAUCGAAAACCCUAGAAAUCUGCAGUUUUACGAGCUGGCACAGGCUUCCGGGGUACGAGGUGGAUUACGGAUGGGGGAAGCCUGCGUGGGUUUCGAUAAUGGAGGUGCCAUUGAAGAACUUGAUAUUCUUACUGGGGACGAAAAGUGGGGAUGGGAUUGAAGCUUGGGUGAACAUGCGGGAAGAAGACAUGGCCGCCAUUAAGACACACUACGAUCUUCUUCAGACAGUUGAAGAUAUGGAAAAGCACAAGAAUUUUAAUUUAAGUGUUAAUUAAAUUAAACCUGAAAUUAAUUGAGGUCUUCCAAAUUGAUUUGUUAAGUUUACUUUUGAUAACUUUUACUAUUUUGUAUUUAUAAAUGCUUUAUAUUAUAUUUAAAUUAAAAAUUAGAGAAUAAAAUGUAAGAAAGCACAAGUAGGCAAAUUUUAUUAAAUGUAAAAUUUAGAAUUCAGUACUAAAGUAAAGAG